AUGUCAGGAUCAGCCCCAGAGGAGCCUCAGACCUCCAUUCCUCAAAGCACAGCUAGUGUUCCUGAUCCUGCUCCGGUUGCUGUCGGACCUGGAGGCUCAAGUGACAUUUCCUUUGGUGAGCAAAAUACUAGCUUCACCACCACAGACGUCAGCCUGGUGGAGAUGAUGGAAAUUGAGUAUACCCAGCUGCAGCACAUACUUUACUCACAUACGGAGGCACAAGGUAGUGAAGGUGAAGUGGAAGCUAGACUCAAUUCUUUCUCUUCGCCUGGUAAUUCUGCAGACCCGCCUCUGCACCAGACCUCACUGAACACCAGUCAGGAGGGGUGUUCAUCAAACAACUCUGGGAACCAGGCGGUUUACCCAGUUAUCUGUCAGUCAGGAUUACCUUCUGACAGCAAUUUGCUAAGUUCAAACCCACGUUUGGGCUAUGCUGACUUUCAGGAGCUCAGAAUGAUGUUACUUAGCGAGUCUAACCUCCCUUCGAACCAAACAGAUAAAACGCCUAGCAGUAGCUCUGUAGACGUCCCAGGACACAGUUUAGUAAAAGUUAAACAUGGUGAAAAUUUUGUUGGGGUGAAUAAAGAAAACAUACUUGUUGAAAAUUCGGCACUGGCACCAGAGCCUAGAUCUAAAUCUGCAGUCAGAGUUCGGUUGGAAGACAGAUUCAACAGCAUCCAGACAGAAAACCCCAGAUGUCAAGAACCCCAAGAAUCUGGAGUAACUCUUAACAAUUUAGUAACAUUGAUUCGACAGCCGUCAGAACUGAUAGGUGUUCCUCUUCAUCAGCAAGAAAACAAGUGUGCUGCAUUAGGGAAAAAUAAGACUGCACCUGCCACGCCGCCUUUACAGUUCACAUACCCUUUAUUUACUAUGAACGCAUGUUCUACUGCUGGAAGUGCUAAUCCUUCACAAGCACAGACCUCUGGAACGUCUUGCACUAUUUUGGAAGCUGCCAAACAUCAAGACCUUGGGAUACCCAAGACAUUCUCUUUCUGCUAUCAGGAAACUGAAUCCACAAAACAGAUAGUAGGCGCUAUGAACAAAGUGUUGCCUGAGGAAGUUUGGAUUAAAGUUGGAGAGACCUUAUGCAAGCAAGCGAUAAACAGAAGAAGCUGCAGCCGAAUAAGCCCAUCAGAUACAAACAUAGAUCGCAAACCUCUUAGUGAAAUUCAAAAUGUGCGUGAUGAUAGCCAGAGUACUGCGUCUGCCCAGGGUCCUUGGCAGUCAGCACAGUCAAAUUCAAGUAUGCAGGGGCAAAGUGGGACACAGGAUGGAAUCGCUCAGCGAAGAGAAAGACAUAACCGCAUGGAGAGAGACAGAAGGCGCAGAAUCCGGAUUUGUUGCGAUGAGCUGAAUCUUCUGGUCCCAUUCUGUACUGUUGAUACGGACAAGGCAACAACUUUACAAUGGACAACUGCGUUUCUGAAGUACAUUCAGGAAAGGCAUGGUGAUUCUCUGAAACAGGAAUUUGAGACUGUGUUCUGUGGUAAAACAGGCAGGAGACUAAAAAUAGCAAGAUCAGACUCAUUUGUAACGUGUCCAGUGCAGGAAAACCGCAUGGCUAUGGAGACCAAGUAG
This is a messenger RNA of Fulmarus glacialis (Northern fulmar), 1581 nucleotides long. It is a transcript of the gene TCFL5, whose product is annotated as transcription factor-like 5 (basic helix-loop-helix). Gene Ontology annotation, cellular component: nucleus. Gene Ontology annotation, biological process: regulation of DNA-templated transcription; spermatogenesis. Gene Ontology annotation, molecular function: DNA-binding transcription factor activity, RNA polymerase II-specific; protein dimerization activity; RNA polymerase II cis-regulatory region sequence-specific DNA binding. The record is from RefSeq and is a predicted model, not a curated record. NCBI's taxonomy places the organism in Eukaryota, Metazoa, Chordata, Aves, Procellariiformes, Procellariidae.